AUGUAUGAUGAUGACUCGGAUGAUGAUGUUGAAUUUGGUGAUGAUGAUGAUGAUGAUGAUGAUGAUGAUGACUGGGUUGAUGAUGAUUCGGAUGAUUCGGAUGAUGAUGAUGAUGAUGAUGAUGAUGAUGACGACUCGGAUGAUUAUGAUGAUGAUGAUGCUGACUGGCAUGAUCUCUCGGAUGAUGAUGAUGAUGAUGACUGGGUUGACGAUGACUCGGAUGAUGAUGAUGAUAAUGGUGAUGAUGACUCGGGUGAUAAUGGUAAUGAUGAUGAUGACUCGGAUGAUGACGAUGAUGACUCGGAUGAUGAUGACUCGGAUGAUGAUGACUCGGAUGAUGAUGACUCGGAUGAUGAUGAUGAUGAUGAUGAUUAUUAUUAUGUUGAUGAUGACGCGGAUGAUGAUGAUAACUCGGAUGAUCAUGAUGAUGACUCGGAUGAUGAUGAUGACUCGGAUGAUGAUGAUGAUGACUCGGAUGAUGAUGAUGAUGUCUCGAAUGAUGACUCGGAUGAUGAUGAUGAUGAUGACGCUGAUGAUGACUUGGAUGACGAAGAUGAUGAUGAUGAUGACGAUGAUGAUGAUGAUGACUCGGAUGAGGAUGAAGAUGAUGACUCGGAUGAUGAUGGUGAUGAUGAUGAUGAGUCUGAUGAUGAUCAUUAUGAUGAUGAUGAUGAUGAUGAUGACUCGGACGAUGACUCGGAUGACUCGGAUGAUGAUGAUGACUCGGAUGAGGAUGGUGAUGACGAUGAUGACUCGGAUGAUGAUGACUCGGAUGAUGAUGACUCGGAUGAUGAUGACUCGGAUGAUGAUGAUGAUGAUGAUGAUUAUUAUGUUGAUGAUGACGCGGAUGAUGAUGAUAACUCGGAUGAUGAUGAUGAUGACUCGGAUGAUGAUGAUGCUGACUCGGAUGAUCUCUCGGAUGAUAAUGAUGAUGAUGACUCGGUUGAUGAGUAUGAUGAUGAAGAUGAUGACUCGGAUGAUGAUGAUGAUGAUGAGGACGAUGAAGAUGAUGAUGAAGAUGAUGAUGACUCGGAUGAUGUUGACUCGGAUGAUGACUCGAAUGAUGACUCGAAUGAUGUUGAUGAUGAUGGAGACGAUGAUGAUGAUGAUGAUGAUGAUGAUGAUGAUGAUGAUUCGGAUGAUGAUGAUGAUGAUUUGAUGAUGAUGAUGAUGAUGAUGAUGAUGAUGAUGACUCGGAUGAUGAUGAUGAUGAUGACGAUGAUGAUGAUGAUGAUGAUGAUGAUGAUGAUGAAUCGGAUGAUGAUGAUGAUGAUGAUUAUGACGAUGAUGAAGAUGAUGAUGAUGAUGACUCGGACGAUGAUGAUUCGGAUGGUUCGAAUGAUGAUGAUGAUGAUGAUGAUGACUCGGAUGAUGAUGGAUGAUGACUGGUAUGACGAUGGUGAUGAUGAUUACUGGGUUGGUGCUGAAGAUGAUGAUUCGGAUGAUUCGGAGGACGAUGAUGAUGAUGAUGCUGACUCGAAUGAUGAUGAUGAUGAUGAUGAAUCGGAUGACAAUGAUGACGUUGAUGAUGACGAUGCUGAAUGUGUUGAUCAUAAUGAUGAUGAUGACGAUGAUGAUGCCUCAGAUGAUGAUGACUCGGAUGAUGAUGUUGAAUGUGGUGACGAUGAUGAUGAUGAUGAUGAUGAUGAUGAUGAAUCGGACGAUGAUGAUUCGAAUGAUUCGGAUGAUGAUGAUGAUGAUGAUGAUGAUGACGACUCGGAUGAUUAUGAUGAUGAUGAUGCUGACUGGCAUGAUCUCUCGGAUGAUGAUGAUGAUGAUGACUGGGUUGAUGAUGACUCGGAUGAUGAUGAUGAUGAUGAUUGUGAUGUUGAUGAUGAGUCGGAUGAUGAUGAACAUGACUCGGAUGAUGAUGGUGAUGAUGAUGAUGACUCGGAUGAUGAUGAUGAUGAUGAUGAUGAUGAUGAUGAUUACGAUGUUGAUGACUCGGAUGACUCGGAUGAUGAUGAUGAUGAUGAUGAUGAUGCUGAUGAUGAUGAUGAUGAUGACUGGGUUGAUGAUGAUGAUGACGUGGAUGAUGAUGACGAUGAUGAUGACUCGGAUGAUGAUGAUGAUGAAUCGUAUGAUGAUGAUGGUGAUGAAGAUGACGAUGAUGAUGAUGAUGAAGUUGAUGAUGACUUGGAUGAUGUUGACUCGGAUGAUGACUCGGAUGAUGAUUAUGAUGAUGAUUAUGAUGAUGAUGAUGAUGAUGAUGAUGAUGACUGGGUUGAUGAUGAUUCGGAUGAUUCGGAUGACGAUGAUGAUGAUGAUCAUGAUAAUGCUGACUCGGAUGAUGAUGAUGAUGAAUCGGAUAAUGAUGAUGAUGAUGAUGAUGACGAUGCUGAAUGGCUUGAUGAUGAUCAUGAUGAUGUUGAUGAUUUUGAGGAUGAGUGGGUGGAUGACUCGAGUGAUGACUCGGAUGAUGCUGAUGAUGAUGAUGAUGACUCGGAUGAUGAUGAUGAUGACUGGGUUGACGAUGACUCGGAUGAUGAUGAUGAUGAUGAUGAUGAUGAUGAUGAUGAUGAUGAUGAUGAUUCGGAUGAUCAAACGGAUGAUGAUGAUGAUGACUCGGAUGAUGACUCGGAUGAUCAUGAUGAUGACUCCGAUGAUGAUGACUGGGUUGAUGAUGAUGAAGAUGAUGAAGUUGAAGAUGACUCGGAUGAUGAUGGUGAUGAUGAUGUUGAUGAUGACUCGGAUCAUGAUGAUGACUCGGAUGAUGAUGAUGGUGAUGAUGACGAUGAGUCGGAUGAUGAUGAUGAUGACUCGGAGGAUGAUGCUGAUGACGAUGAUGACUCGGAUGAUAACUCGGAUGAUGAUGAUGAUGAUGCUGAUGAUGAUGAUGAUGAUGAUGCAGAUGAUGAUGAUGAUGACUGGGUUGAUGAUGAUCAUGACUGGGAUGAUGAUGGUGAUGAUGAUGAUGAUGAUGAUGAUGACUCGGAUCAUGAUGACGGUGACGACGACGAUGACUCGUAUGAUGAUGAUGAUGAUGAUGAUGAUGACUCGGAUGAUGAUGACGAUUACUCGGAUGAUGAUGUUGAGGAUGAUGAUGAUGGCUGGGGUGAUAAUGAUGAGGAUGAUGUUGAUGACGAUAAAAAUGACGAUGACACGGAUGAUGACGGUGACGACUCGGAUGAUGAUGAUGCUGAAGAUGAUGAUGAUGAAGAUGAUGAUGAUGAUUAUGAGGAUGACUGGGUUGAAGACUCCGAUGAUGACUCGGAUGAUGAUGAUGAUGAUGAAUACCAUGAUGAUGAUGAUGAAUCGGACGAUGAUGAUGUUGAUGUUAAUGAUGAAUGGGUUGAUGAUGAUGAUGGUGAAGAUGAUGAUGAUGAUUAUGAGGAUGACUGGGUUGAUGGUGCCGAUGAUGACUCGGAUGAUGAUGAUGAUGAUGAUGAUGAUGAUGAUGAUGAUGAUGACUCGGAUGAUGGUGAUGAUGAUGAUGAUGAGUCGGAUGAAGGUGAUGAUGACUCGGAUGAUGAUGAUGAUGAUGAUGAUGAUGAUUAG
This is a messenger RNA of Echinostoma caproni, 3498 nucleotides long. The record is from the annotation of a GenBank genome assembly. NCBI's taxonomy places the organism in Eukaryota, Metazoa, Platyhelminthes, Trematoda, Plagiorchiida, Echinostomatidae.